CUCACUAUUAAGAUUUUUGAGCGAGAGACCCGCGAAAUUUCCAUUGAGAUUUCUGGAGAGGGUAAAACUCCUGGCAGAGAGAGAGAUUGUACAAGGUUAAAUGUCUGGUAAAUUCAGAGGCAGUGAGAAAAAAACCAGGAAACUAGAGAGAGAGAGAUUGUAGAAACUUGGUAAAUUCAGAGAGGCAGAGAGAGAAAAAACCAGUCAUUCAGAGGCAGAGGGAGAAAAAUCCAGGCAACUUGAGAGAGAGAGAGAGAGGCCCAUCUCUAACAAUGCUGCAAGCCAAACUCUUUCUCCACUUGGGUCUCUUCCUCCUCCUCUUUUGCACCAACCCCACUCCCUCAAAUUCAGCGGUUUGCAGCAUAGAUCUAGGUUCAGAAUGGAUGAAGGUUGCAGUCGUGAACCUAAAGCCUGGUCAAUCCCCAAUCUCCGUAGCCAUCAACGAGAUGUCAAAGCGAAAAUCGCCAGCUCUCGUAGCCUUCCACUCUGGUGAUCGCUUAGUGAGUGAAGAGGCCUCGGGCCUAAUUGCUCGAUACCCCAAUAAAGUUUUCGCUCACAUUCGCGAUUUUCUGGGUCGCCCAUUCAAAUUCGUUCAGGAAUUAAUGAACGCUAUGUAUCUUCCUUAUGAUAUUGUUGAAGAUCAUAGAGGAGCGGCAGCCAUUAGAAUCGAUGAUGGGGUCACUGUGUAUUCAGCUGAAGAAUUGUUGGCCAUGCUUUUGAAAUAUGGUGUUGGGUUAGCUGAGCUCAAUUCGAAAGCAUCGAUUAAGGAUGGGGUCAUAGCAGUGCCACCAUAUUUUGGGCAAGCUGAGAGGAAAGGUUUAUUACAGGCUGCUCAGCUCGCUGGGAUUAAUGUAUUAUCACUGAUUAAUGAGCAUUCGGGUGCUGCUCUACAAUAUGGGAUUGAUAAAGAUUUCUCAAAUGGGUCGAGACAUGUAGUGUUUUAUGACAUGGGGUCGAGCAGUACUUAUGCGGCUCUUGUGUAUUUCUCGGCUUACAAUACGAAGGAGUUUGGGAAGACAGUCUCAGUUAACCAGUUUCAGGUCAAAGAUGUAAGAUGGGUUCCUGACCUUGGUGGGCAAACUAUGGAGCAGCGAUUGAUGGAAUAUUUUGCUGAUGAGUUCAACAAGCAAGUUGGAAAUGGGAUUGAUAUAAGAAAAUCUCCCAAGGCCAUGGCUAAACUCAAGAAGCAGGUUAAACGCACCAAAGAAAUAUUAAGUGCCAACACUGCCGCUCCCAUAUCAGUCGAAUCCAUAUAUGACGAUCAUGAUUUCAGGAGCACAAUAACUCGUGAAAAGUUUGAAGAGCUUUGUGGUGACUUGUGGGAACGAGCCCUUUCACCUGUUAAAGAAGUUCUCAAGCAUUCAGGCUUGAACGUUGAUGAUAUAUAUGCAGUAGAGCUCAUAGGUGGAGCAACUCGUGUUCCGAAAGUGCAGGCAGUGCUUCAGGAGUUCCUUGGAAGGAAGGAUCUAGACAGGCAUCUUGAUGCUGAUGAAGCAAUAGUUCUAGGGGCAGCUCUUCAUGCUGCAAACUUAAGCGAUGGAAUUAAGCUUAACCGUAAGCUUGGAAUGAUCGAUGGAUCUACUUAUGGUCUGGUGGUUGAAUUGGAAGGACUGGGCCUUUUGCCAGAUGAACUUAAUAAACAACUAAUUGUACCAAGGAUGAAGAAAAUCCCCAGUAAAAUUUUCAGGUCUAUUAAGCAUGACAAAGACUUUGAAGUCUAUUUAAGUUAUGAUACUUCCGAUCCAUUACCACCAGGCAUAUCAUCUGAGAAGUUUGCUGACUACCAUGUUUCUGGUUUGACAGAGACAAGUGAAAAGUAUGCUUCUCGGAACCUCUCAUCUCCUAUAAAGGCAAAUCUUCACUUCUCUCUUAGCAGAAGUGGGGUGCUCUCUCUUGAUCGAGCUGAUGCUCUCGUUGAAGUUUCGGAAUGGGUAGAAGUUCCUGUGAAGAAUUUGACCAUGGAGAAUGCCACAGUAUCAACUCCGAAUGUAUCACUUGAAGUUGAAACAGGCUCUCAGAACAGUUCAGAAGGAGUCAAAGAAAAUUUGAGUACUGAGGGCAUAAACAAUGCUUCUAAUACAGAAGGGCCAAGUAAUACUGAAGCCGUUAUGGAAAAGAAACUGAAAAAGCGGACUUUUAGGGUUCCACUGAAGGUAAUUGACAGAACAUCAGGUCCUGGAGCAUCUCUUUCUAAUGAGCAUCUUUCAGAAGCAACUGGUGGAUUAGCGGCAUUGGACAAGAAAGAUGCAGACCGCAAGAGGACUGCUGAAUUGAAAAAUAACCUCGAAGGAUAUAUAUAUGCUACAAAAGAGAAGCUAGAUGCCACUGCAGACAUUGAGAAAAUCUCCACUGAGCAAGAGCGUCUAUCCUUCAAAGAAAAACUUGAUGAAGUGCAAGAAUGGCUCUACACUGAUGGCGAGGAUGCUCCUGCAAAUGAAUUCCAAGAAAGAUUGGACUCUCUAAAAUCUAUCGGAGGUCCGAUAUUCUUCAGGUUGACUGAGCUAAGUGCAAGACCUGCAGCAACUGAACUUGCUCGAGUAUACAUGGGCGAGCUCCCAAAGAUUAUAAGUGAGUGGGAGAAGAACAAAUCUUGGAUACCCAAAGAAAGAAUUGAUGAGGUUUUGGGUGAGGCGGACAAAAUCAAGAAGUGGUUGGAAGAGAAGGAGGCUCAACAAAAAGCGACACCUGCAAUCAAUGCGCCUGCAUUCAAUUCAGAAGAAGUCUAUGAGAAGGUUUCAAAACUUCAAGACAAGGUCGCAGCUGUCAAUAGAAUCCCCAAGCCAAAACCCAAGAUUGAUAAACCCCCAAAGAAGGAAACUGGUAGAGCAAAAGUGGAGGACAAGGAAGCAUCAAAUUCAACCCAAAAAGAAGAGAAGCCUUCUCAGUCGGAUUCUGAACCAACCCAAGAAACUGAAAAUUCAUCUCAAAACAAUGUAUCGGAUAUCGAUGCUGAUCCCCGUGACGAGUUAUGAGUGGGACCCGAUUUGCAACUUGGCGUGGAGGGGUGUCCUUGUGGUGAUGGGGCAUGGUAGCUUCUACAGCCAACAGUUUUGAUAGGCAGUAGGGCUUUGUAGUUGCGCCUAUUCCCUCAAGGAUGGGAAUGCGUUUCAUCUUGUCCUAGAGAUCUAAUUUUUUAAUCAUCUUUUUUAUGGAUAUGGCCUAUUAAAUAACCUCAAAGUUGUCUCUUGUAUUGCUGAUAUGAUGGGUUGUGAUGUACCCAUGUAAGGGAUUGGUUUAUCCCACAUUAUUCGGAGUUCAAUGUGAAUUACCCCACAGAGAUAGGGCUCUUUCUUGUUUA
This is a messenger RNA of Amborella trichopoda, 3298 nucleotides long. RefSeq names its product heat shock protein 70 (Hsp 70) family protein. Gene Ontology annotation, biological process: endoplasmic reticulum unfolded protein response. Gene Ontology annotation, molecular function: ATP-dependent protein folding chaperone; ATP binding. NCBI's taxonomy places the organism in Eukaryota, Viridiplantae, Streptophyta, Magnoliopsida, Amborellales, Amborellaceae. The record is from RefSeq and is a predicted model, not a curated record. Gene Ontology annotation, cellular component: endoplasmic reticulum chaperone complex.